Messenger RNA from Cajanus cajan (pigeon pea), 1448 nucleotides. RefSeq names its product GDSL esterase/lipase At5g33370. Lineage: Eukaryota; Viridiplantae; Streptophyta; Magnoliopsida; Fabales; Fabaceae. The record is from RefSeq and is a predicted model, not a curated record. Gene Ontology annotation, molecular function: hydrolase activity, acting on ester bonds.
GAAUCCUUGUACAUUCUCCGUCCACAUCUCGAAUUAGCUAGCUAGUAGCAUACCAAACCCCACAUCCAAAGAUUCAUUUCAACAUGGCAAUCUUGUCAACUUUUGGUCCUUUGGCCAUUCUUAGUUUAGUUCUGGUAAUUGGGGUCAUUGUCACUGGGGCUGAAGCUAGGCCAAGGGCAUUCUUUGUAUUUGGAGAUUCAUUAGUUGAUAAUGGAAAUAACAAUUACUUGGCCACAACUGCACGUGCUGAUGCUCCUCCUUAUGGAAUUGAUUAUGCUCCAACUCAUAGACCAACUGGUCGUUUCUCCAAUGGCUACAACAUUCCUGAUCUUAUCAGUCAACGACUUGGUGCUGAGUCUACAUUGCCAUACUUGAGUCCAGAAUUAAAUGGAAACAGACUCUUAGUUGGUGCCAAUUUUGCUUCUGCUGGAAUUGGAAUCCUUAAUGACACUGGAAUUCAGUUUGUAAACAUAAUCAGGAUGUAUAGACAGCUAGAGUAUUUUCAAGAGUACCAAAGAAGAGUGAGUGCUAUAAUUGGAGCUUCAGAGGCAAAGAGUCUGGUGAAUCGAGCACUGGUUCUCAUCACUUGUGGUGGCAAUGAUUUCGUAAACAACUACUACUUGGUGCCAAAUUCAGCAAGGUCUCGCCAAUACCCACUGCCUCAAUAUGUCAAGUAUCUCAUCUCUGAAUACCAAAAGCUUUUGCAGAGGCUAUAUGAUCUUGGAGCUCGUAGAGUUCUUGUGACAGGCACAGGACCAUUGGGUUGUGUUCCUUCAGAAUUGGCCCAACGUGGCAGAAAUGGACAAUGUGCUCCUGACCUUCAAAGAGCUGCAGGAUUGUUUAACCCACAACUUGAACAAAUGUUACUACAACUCAACAGGAAAAUUGGAAGUGACGUUUUCAUUGCUGCAAACACAGGAAAAAUGCACAACAACUUCAUUAGUAACCCUCAACAAUUUGGUUUUGUUACAUCAAAAGUAGCAUGUUGUGGGCAAGGACCUUACAAUGGUCUAGGGUUGUGCACACCACUCUCCAACCUUUGUCCUAACAGAGACUUGUAUGCAUUUUGGGAUGCAUUCCAUCCUUCUGAAAAGGCCAACAGGCUCAUUGCGGAGGAAAUCAUGUCAGGCUCUAGAACCUACAUGAACCCAAUGAACCUCAGCACCAUCUUAGCUUUGGAUGCUAUCAACACAUGAAGAUAUAUGCCAACAAAUCUAUGCACUUUCUAAUGACCUUUUGCAUGCUAGUUUCAUCUUGUCGUCCCUCGCUGCUUUUCAUUAUUUAUUGUAAUUGUGAUUUCAUUUCAUAUUCCUCAACAUCUAAUUGGGGAAUUACAAAAUUAGAGGAAGUCAGAAAUUAACUUCCAUUUUGCAUAAAAUUACAAUAGUGGGAAGUACUAAGUAAUUCCUUUGUCUCAGAUUCUCAAUAAAAUUAAUAUGCUCUUUUAA